Messenger RNA from Labrus bergylta (ballan wrasse), 4208 nucleotides. RefSeq names its product glutaminase kidney isoform, mitochondrial. NCBI's taxonomy places the organism in Eukaryota, Metazoa, Chordata, Actinopteri, Labriformes, Labridae. Gene Ontology annotation, biological process: L-glutamine catabolic process. The record is from RefSeq and is a predicted model, not a curated record. Gene Ontology annotation, molecular function: glutaminase activity; protein binding.
UUCUCAGUUGUUGAGUCACCGGGAAAACCGUUACUCGACCGGGAACAGCGCACUUUUACUCCUCGGAUUUCUGAUCUCGGCCUCGUUGUAGUUCCACCAUCUAAAUACUGUUUCUCGACGGGGUUGAAAUGUUACAUUUUCGGUCCACGGUAGCGCUCAAGGAGUUAUUUCAAACCCAGCUAAAGCGUCCGUUGGCAGGUAUUAAAGCUGCACCUGCGACCGCCUCCUGCUUCAGCACCGUCGGGUCGGAUGGGAGGUCACCGGGCAGAAGGGGGGGGUAUCCCGGGUGGAGAGCCCCGCCGCAGCACUACUCCAGGCGAUACGGACUGAGAGGCUUUUGCUCCAAGGGUGAUGAACCGAAUGAAGCCGGCAAGGACUCAGCAACAGAGAAGAGAAGGAAGGCAGGCGUCCUGCCCAGCCUGGAGGACCUGCUCUUCUAUACCAUCGCAGAGGGCCAGGAAAAAAUCCCUGCACACAAAUUCACCACAGCUCUUAAAGCCACCGGGCUUCGCACAGGAGACCCCAGGCUGAAGGAGUGUAUGGAGAUGCUGAAGGUGACCUUGAAGACGACCUCGGACGGAACUCUCGACCGACACCUCUUCAAAAAGUGUGUCCAGAGCAACAUCGUUCUGCUCACUCAGGCCUUCAGGAAGAAGUUUGUCAUCCCAGACUUUCAGUCUUUCUGCGCCCACAUCGAUGAACUCUACGGGACGGCUAAAACCAUGCCUGGAGGGCAGGUGGCCGACUACAUUCCGCAGCUGGCUCGAUUCAGCCCCGACAUAUGGGCCGUCGCCCUGUGCACGGUGGACGGACAGAGGCACACCGUCGGCGACACAAAGGUUCCUUUCUGUCUGCAGUCGUGCGUGAAGCCGUUGAAAUACGCCAUCGCUGUUCACGACCACGGCACUGAGUACGUGCACCGCUUCAUCGGCAAAGAGCCCAGCGGUCUACGGUUCAACAAGCUCUUCCUGAACGAGGAAGAUAAACCGCACAACCCCAUGGUUAAUGCUGGAGCUAUCGUCUGUACCUCCCUCAUUAAGCAAGGAGUGAGCAACUCUGAGAAGUUUGAUUAUGUCAUGAACUUCAUGAACAAACUCGCAGGAAACGAGUAUGUCGGCUUCAGCAACGCCACUUUCCAGUCGGAGCGAGAGUCUGGAGACAGAAACUUUGCCAUCGGCUACUACCUGAAGGAGAAGAAGUGUUUCCCUGAGGGGACAGACAUGACCUCCAUCCUCGACCUCUACUUCCAGCUGUGCUCUAUCGAGGUGACCUGUGAGAGCGCCAGUGUCAUGGCAGCCACUCUGGCUAACGGCGGCUUCUGUCCAAUCACAGGCGAGCGUGUUCUGGCCCCAGAGGCCGUGCGAAACACUCUGAGUCUGAUGCAUUCCUGCGGCAUGUACGACUUCUCGGGACAGUUUGCUUUCCACGUCGGCCUGCCCGCGAAAUCAGGCGUCGCCGGUGGGAUCCUGCUGGUCGUUCCGAAUGUGAUGGGCGUCAUGUGUUGGUCUCCUCCACUCGACAAGCUGGGCAACAGCGUGAGAGGAAUCCAGUUCUGCACGGACCUGGUCUCUCUCUGUAACUUCCACAACUACGACAAUCUGAGACACUUUGCCAAGAAGCUCGAUCCUCGCAGGGAGGGAGGAGACCAGAGGGUGAAGUCGGUGAUUAAUCUGCUGUUUGCAGCUUACACAGGAGACGUGUCCGCCCUGAGGAGGUUUGCGUUGUCCUCCAUGGACAUGGAGCAGAGAGACUACGACUCCAGGACGGCUCUGCAUGUUGCAGCUGCUGAAGGACACGCUGAGGUGGUCCGCUUCCUGCUGGAGGCCUGCAAAGUCAACCCAGUUCCUAAAGACAGGUGGGGAAACACACCACAGGAUGAAGCAGUUCACUUCGGUCAUCACGACGUGGUGACCAUCCUGCGAGAUCAUCACACGAAGUACAACCCGCAGGAGACGACCACCGACAAGCAGAGCGCAGAGCAGAACCUGGACGGGUUGCUCUGAGGGAGAGAAGAAGAAGUCAGUGAAGCCGAGCGGGACGGUUUGUUCUCAGAGAGAAACGUCUUAAAUCAGGAGGUUUGAGAGGAGAAUCUAUCAAACACUCACAUGUAGGAACAGUUAGGAACAUUAAACUGUAAAGAGGAAUCUUUAGAAACAACUUAGAUAACAGUCCGUUAAACACACACCCCUCCAGUGUAAAAGCUCCUCCUCAUGUUGUUAGAUGUAGUAAGUUUUUGUAAGAUAAAUUGUAUUUCUGUUUGAUUUCUCCUCCUGUGUUCAGUCAUCACCUUUGUAGCUCUGUAGGAAGUGACCAGCCGCCAGCAGAAUGCUGGGUAAAUUUGGCUGCGGCUGGUGAGUUAAAGGACUCACCUGUUUUUAUUUUGAAAAGGUGAUAGAGGAAGUAGCAGGUGUAAUUUGGAGUCCAGGUGUUAAAAAACCUCCCUGGCUUCAUCAUCAUCACAACAUGGUGGAAUGUAUCUUCCCCCAAACACACAGAGUGUUUGUACGUGUGUGGUAUUUAUUUAUCUAUUUAAGAUAAACUGUACAUUCAUGUAGUGUGUGUGUGUGUGUGUGUGUGUGUGUGUGUGUGUGUGUGUGCGAGUGUGUGUGUGUGUGUGUAUUCUUCAGGUGAGGAUAUAUAUUGGUGUAAAUACGCACAGGUGUAUAGUUGUAGCUCUAUAGUCUGGUGGAUUUUGAUCACGAGGUGUGUGAGGUCGAUUUCACUCAAACUAUUUUUCUGUUUUUAAACUUUAUUUUGAAUUCUUAAAUCUGUUCGAUGUUCAGCCUUUAAAUUUAAAUACGAGUAAAAAGCUUUUGUUCUGUUAGCUACAUGAUGGCUGUUUUUGUUUUUACCCCUAAAACUGGAUUUUAUUUUGCACCUUUACACUGAAAUAUUUGAUAUUUAUUAUUUUGUAUUUUGGAAAUUUGUGUUUUUAAUAGAAAGUCAUCCAAAGUUGGGCGUGUUUGUCGCCUCCUGACUGAUCGAAGGAGUUCUUAGAUAUCGGAUGUGACACUGACAGCAGCUUGAAUACAAGGAAAGUUUGUUUCAUACUUUUAUUUAGUUUGUCAGAUUUAUCUUUUAGACAAGAAACUGCACUCAACAAAAGAAAAUUGGUUGCUGCACAUCCGAACUGUGCAGCUAAUCAUUCAAACUCUCAAAUCUUUAUUUACAUUUUCUACUGGAGGUCACAACAUUUUCAACGAUACGGAAGCCAUGAAAGACAAUAUGUUGAAACUACAAGACGCCCAGAAUAUUCUGUUCAGUUCAACGAAAUAAAUGGUUUCUUUUGUCAUCCACAGCUUAAAAGAUUUAUCAUGAUCAUAAAUGACAAAGAAAAGCAGCAAAUCUUCACAUUACCAGCGACUGAUUGAUCACUUAGAGAAUACAUUUUUCUCUGGUCGUUUCGUCCCGUCAUCUUUGUUGCUCUGAGUGAAUGAAGUCUAAAAACUUUUUGCAUUUUAUGACAAAGAUAAUCUUCACUGAAGCUGCGAAGAUGAAUAAUGUAAAGAAAACUUUACAUCUAUAAACCUGAUUAAAUCCCCGGCUCUCUGAUUGGUUGUUGUCUGCAGCAAUGCAUCAUGGGACUUGUAGUUCUCUAAAAAUCAAUCUUUUUAGCUAAAUUUCUACGUUAAGUUUAUGAACAAUUUUUUUUUCUGUUGAGUGCAGUUCCUCCUUUCUUCACACUUGAAAUCACAUUAAAGUUUUGAUCAUGUUUUUCUGAAGAUCAUGGCUUUUAGAGCAGAAAUGUGUUGACUCUGUAAUGUUUCACAUGAAUUCUGAUGGUUGCUUUGUACACGUGUUCCUGCAGAGCACUCGGACAGGACAACGGGUUUUCAAACACUAAAGACUUAAGUGCAGGAGCUUUAAAAUGCAGAGGAUGUCUGUCUUACUUGAAAAGUUGUGUAAAUGUUUUCCAGAGGGUUCUUGUGUUUGUAGUGUGUUUGAGGUUUGGAUGUUGUUGUUUUUAAUUGACAAACUGAACCAGGCAAUUCUGUCUGUUGUAAAAACAAUCCACAGUUAAAAUCAGUGCAGUUAGAAGUCUUUGUAUCCCUCUGGUUGGGAUCGGUAAAUUCAUUUUAAAUUACAUGAUUUAAAAGUAAUCAAAGAGAAGCACAAAAAGGAACCUAAAAGCUGCAAUAUUUGAAGAGACAAUUAGCAAUAGAAUUGUUAUGAUUGUACCAUAAAAUCAGCAAUAUUCGACUCUGAUC